AUGCUGCCUUCAUUUUUCGCGUUGACGCUCAUCACUCCGCCUCACAGCAUGCCGCCGGUCGCUGUUCACCGCUCGGCUGCCCUCACCUUUGCUCCGGCUUCUCGCACCGUGCUGCGUGUCUUUCCGACGACGACCGUCGCAGGGCUCGGUCCCUCCACCAUCGGACUGGGGGUGCCUCGCGCCAACCGAGCCAACCCUGCUAACGGCGGGAACGCCGAAGGCAACUGGUGGACGCCAUCGUCGGCUCUGGACACGGACUGUGACGGCAAUCCGGUCACUGCGACGACAAAGCUCUCGCGCGAUUGCAUCUACCAGAAGAAGGUGGCGGAGAUCAGGGACCGGCAGGCCAUCUCGCAGGAGAACGCGGGCUACAAGGUGGAGCGGUUGGAGCAGAUCUCUGUGCGGGCGGAGCGCAAAGCCGCAGAGAAGGCAGCGCGUGCGGCAGCAGACAAAGCUCGUUUCGACAAGUAUGCGCAGAGAAGAUAG
Molecule: messenger RNA, 486 nt
Organism: Emiliania huxleyi CCMP1516
Lineage: Eukaryota; Haptophyta; Isochrysidales; Noelaerhabdaceae
Exons: 1
Coding region: 1-486 (161 amino acids)
Source: RefSeq, a predicted model, not a curated record